GCUGCAAUCUAUGCAACUUUGUAUACGUUCCCAGUUGGUGUUGAACGCAUGGAAGACGAUUUCGUGGAACCGUGAUAAUUAUACCAUCUAUUUGGCUAGUUUAGGCGUUUAGUUUAGUUUUGGUUUGAUUAUUUUUGCUCGCUGUGAACUAAAUAUUACACAACAAUGUAUUUCAAGUGUUGCGAAAUGGAUGAAAUGUUCGACCGGUUUGUUCUGCUGUUGGCUAAAAGAUUUGUGAAUCUUUCGAAAUACUUCUACAUCCAUUCUGGGACCGCAAUAAGCAAAGACUUCAAAAAUUACGUUCUAGUGCUUCAUCAAAAUGAAACACUGGAAUCGCAGCUAACUAUCGUAGAAUACCGCAUCAGUAUUGAGGACUACCGAAAGGUUACUUCUAGAGAUGACGCUUUCGAAACACUGAAACAAUGGGUCCCGGUUGGAAGCCAGCAACCCUUGCGUAGCAAACAUGUCCUAAUCCUAGCAAACUACCGUCCUGAAUCCGUAACCGAGGACAGCGUUGAAGUGUUGGACCAAGAACAACUGCAACAAGAGGAUCUUACUGGAUAUCCUCGCGUAGUGCUGAAUAUGCUUCGCGCAGCUCGGCUCGAUCCCAAGUUCAGCGACCGAAACAUCUACGAAGUUGCUCUUACACAAGACAGCUCCGAAAAAUUCUUGAAAGAACUAUUGCUCUCGACCUAUUCCAAACGACCCAUCGCCAAUAACGUAUACUACAGACUGGAUCCGAUCACCAAAAACGCCAUAUCCCUUCUGGAGCUCCUCGAGAGCCCUCGGGACACCGAUCUGGGACUGUUCUUGAUCCGACAGGCAUCGCGCAGUUACCCUCUGAUAACUCACGUCCAACCCGUUCGACAGCUUUCCGACGUAACGGACACGACCCGAUUCAUCGUCAGCGACACCGUAUCGUUCGAAGAGCUUUGCGCACGAUGCCCGACCGUCCGUUGCCACGAAGUUAUCUUUCGCGAAGAUUAUGGACUGGUUUACUGGCAGCGAAGUAACGGCCCUACGAAUGCGCUGCGUCCGUUCCUGGGCAAUGCUCCGGAUGAGUACGAGCGAUGCAUUCCCCCUUCCCAUUGGUUGAGUGUGAUUUACUCUGAGGGAAGUUCCGGGAAGAGCGAAUUCCUAAAGUUCCUUGAAAGGGAGUUCAGGAGAGUUAAGCCGUUUGGCUGGGUACGGAUGGUAGAUGGAAGGAAAUUGGGCGAGAUAUCUCAGCUGUCGGUGGAGGAUGGAUUGCGGAAGCUUUGUGAGGUGAAUACGGAGCAGGAGUUUGAAGCUUUGAAGAACUCCACAAAACACAAAGAGGAAUUGCUGCUGUUGAUCGAUGAUGUGGAUCAGAUGGGAGACUUGCUAGUGCCAUUUUUGAAAGGAUUGGAAGAACUUGAGGGGACUGUGAAGGUCUGGGUUGCAGCAAGUUCUAAGAUCCGAAUUUUGAUCGAAUCAAGCUUUCCGAUAGUUUGCCACGAGUUUCCGGUGUUAGUGGAAUCCGAUCAAGCAGCCUUUUUGCGGAUGAAGUUGCCAAAUGCUACCGACGAUCAAGUGGAGAUAUUGCUCGACUUGACAAGAAAGCAAAAUCUUCACGAACCAGAUGGACAUCCUAUCAGCCAUCCGUACACGGGGAAUGCAUUCAACUUGCAGUUGGUUAUUGACGUAGGUUCAGAAGGGGAUCAAUCGAAGUAUGAACCGGAACUACUAGGAGCAUUUGUUGACAAGCAUUGCCCAGCAGAUCGAUUGGAAGAGCUACAAAAAAGGUGUUAUGAAACAGUCGUGAACGAUCAUUUCGACACGGAGAUCAAUCACCUGUGUCUGCACUCAACCGUAGUAGAAUACAUGGCAUCAAGAUAUCUCGCCAACAAUCCCCAGUUAGUAUCCCUGGAUCUUCUUCGCAGUCACAAACCCUUAAGUAACCUGUUGGACCGAGUUUUGACCAAGGAUUGUCAGCUUGCCAGAUCAGUUCUUAACAAAGACCUCGACGGGGUACGAGCGAAUCUGGACAAAUACGAAGCAUCCGUAGAAGUCCUUCAGCGCACACCUCUUCAUCUAUGCCACGACGCUUUACCCAUUGCAGAAGUGCUGGUCACAGCUGCCGGAAGCAACCUUGAACAUCGCUGUCUCCUCUCCAGCUUUACUCCUCUUCAGAUGGCAGAUGAACGUCAGGAUUGGCAGCUAGUCGAAUUAUUGCUCAAGCACGGAGCAUCCGCAAGCUUCCAAAACCUUCGACUUCAAAUGAUGCCUCAGAAAGAUUUGAUCAAGGUACUUGAUGACUGCAUCGGGAAUGAUCUUCUGAGCCUCAUCCAAUGGAUCCUGUCUAAUCGGUCCGACCUUUGUAUUACACAAUCGAUCAUCUACUCCAUCAGUGUUCAUGAUGAGUUCGAUCAAGAGUUAGCUUUCCGGAUUCUACAACUGGCGUACGAUCAGGAUCUCCCGUCUCGGGAGAUUCCCUUCCGGUACAUGUGGGGCAACACGGCACUCCACCAGGCCGCCUACUCUAACAACUUGGAAAUGUGUCGAUUUUUAGUGGAGAAACUACGAUUUGAUGUUGAUGCCGAAGACUACAGUGGUGAAACAGCUCUACAGGAGGCUACUGAGGUUGCAGUGGUGGAGUACCUACGAAGCAAGAGUGCCAAGAAAAUUGAUAAGACCAUACCGGAAGCAGAAUCGGAAGAAACCUCGGAAGAUACUCAAGAAUCGGUAUUCUACAGAGCUUGCUACUCGGACAAUCUGGAGUUGGUUCGCUACGCGGUUGAACGUGAAGGUCAUGAUCCCUUGAUGCAAGAACACGGAACCUAUGGCCUUAUCCGUGCGGCUGCUUGGGGAAGUCUUCCAAUUGUUCAGUAUCUGUACGACGCCGGAUUCUGCAACCAUUUAGACUUGGUAGACGAUACCGACUACACGGCUUUGGCGACUGCCGUACGUUUCGAACACUUUGAGGUGGUCAAGUUCCUUGUUGAGAAAGGAACAGAUACUAGCAAAAUUCGCGAUACACCCUCGAAUCGCGAGCUCCUGAACUUCAUGAUCAACUCAUUUGGUUUUAAACCGGACGUUGACUUUGAAGCCCUGACCCAACUUUCGUUGGAUGAGUUACGAGAAACUCAGUUCGAUUGCUUCGCCAAGGACAAGUAUGGAAAAAUCUUCUUACACUAUUACGUCGCCUACCAUGAAAAUACGGACGUUUUGAGAUUCAUCCUAACCAAGUACGACAACAUAGACCUGGAAUGCGAGGACACCGGGCGAACUGCGCUGCACGAAGCAUUGGUAUCGCAUCACCCGGAGCUGGCAGACGUCCUGCUUCAGGCUGGUGCAGACUAUCGAAAACGAUGCAGCAAAACCGGUCAAAGCGUUUUGCACUUUGCAGCAAUAGCUCACGAUCGACGUCACCUGGAUGAGUUUCUUGCAAAACCAGAUAUGACAAUCGAUGAUCGAGAUAAUGAAGGCGAAACGAUCAUUUUCUCUCUGGGCGCAGGUUCAGCUGAAUUGAUUCGAUACCUGGUCGAUCGUUACGACCUCAAUGUGAAUGCCCAGAAUAACCACGGUCAUACCAAGGUGCACCAAGCAAUCAUUCAGCAGAACUUCUUCUAUCUACAGGAUCUGGAACGACUGCUGAGAGAUGCUGGAGCAAACCAGAACGUAACGGACAACCGGGGUAGAUUGGCCUUGCAUUACGCUGUGGAGAAAGGGGAUAUCACAGCUGUUCGUGUGAUGGAACGGUAUGGUUACCAGGGCGUUCAUGUACAGGAUCAGGAUGGAAAAAGCCCUUGGAUACUGGCUGAAGAGCACAAUCAGAAUGAAAUUUAGAGUUUUUCAAAAGUUUAUAGAAGUAUAAUUCUGAUUAAGUCAUAACGACAGCUGAUUCAUAAUAUAAAA
Aedes albopictus (Asian tiger mosquito) is the source of this 3876-nucleotide messenger RNA. RefSeq lists its product as uncharacterized. The record is from RefSeq and is a predicted model, not a curated record. Gene Ontology annotation, molecular function: protein binding. The transcript has 2 exons. The coding region runs from base 166 to 3807 and encodes 1213 amino acids. NCBI's taxonomy places the organism in Eukaryota, Metazoa, Arthropoda, Insecta, Diptera, Culicidae.